This is a messenger RNA of Darwinula stevensoni, 708 nucleotides long. The record is from the annotation of a GenBank genome assembly. Lineage: Eukaryota; Metazoa; Arthropoda; Ostracoda; Podocopida; Darwinulidae.
AUGUUCGCCAUGUUCUUCAGCCAAAAAGGCAUGAUUGCUGCUGUCCCUCUGGAACCAAAGGAGACAGUGACAGCGGACUGGUAUCGUGAGAAGUGCCUGCCAGAAGUUUUCGAUGGGGCUUUCUACCUCCCAACGGCGCUGCUGGGUGUCCCACCGAGUCACAUUCUAGUCCAUACCCAAAUGAACCUUAUGUACCAGUUCUGGAUUCAUACAGAGACUAUUUCAUCUCUGGGACUUCUCGAGUACAUCAUCAACACCCCAUCGCAUCAUCGAGUCCAUCACGGAUGCAACCGGUACUGCAUAGAUAAAAACUAUGCAGGAGUACUCAUCAUCUGGGAUAGAAUUUUUGGGACAUUUGAACCCGAAGGCGAACAAGUUGUCUAUGGCCUCACCCACGCAGUCAGCACUUUCAAUCCCAUCAAACUCCAACACAAGGCUCCAAUGAAGAAAUAUCGGCCAAAGAGUCCCAGGCAUGUUCAGGUCUACGCCGCCAUGCAGUUUCUAUUUGGUGUCAUGAUAUAUGCCCAGUUCAUGACCAUCCACAAGGCUUGGCAUUUCCAUCAAGCGCUCCUGUUUCUUGGCUACAUGGGUCUCUCGAUGCUCAGCCUUGGGAUGAUGCUAGAGAACGACACACGGGGACCUCGAAUUGAACUCCUCCGUUUCUACAUGAUCAUCUGGAGACUUACCAAUAAGCAAAAGCAGUCGUGA